This is a messenger RNA of Menidia menidia (Atlantic silverside), 1314 nucleotides long. Lineage: Eukaryota; Metazoa; Chordata; Actinopteri; Atheriniformes; Atherinopsidae. The record is from the annotation of a GenBank genome assembly.
AUGCCGGGGGUCGCGGAUCUCAUGGAGCUGAGGAGGGUCGCCACGGAGGCGGACGACGAUAGCACGGCCAGCCUGGACGACCACUACCCGGAGCCCAUCGACUCGGAAAAGGCCACCAUAAACAGCCAGUUCACCGACGACAACGAGGACGGAGAGAGCCAGAAUUUCCUGUCGGAUGGGUUGAUGAUGAAGAAGAAGAAAUACCAGGAAUACCAGGAAGAAUAUCAUCCGGGCCACGCCUCUUUCGGCAUGUCCGUGUUCAACCUGAGCAACGCCAUCAUGGGCAGCGGGAUCCUGGGCCUGUCUUACGCCAUGGCCAACACGGGCAUCGUCCUCUUUACAAUCCUCCUCUUCGGUGUGGCCAUCCUCUCCUUAUACUCCGUUCAUCUGCUCCUCAUGACCGCUAAAGAAGGAGCCAUGUCCAGCUACCUCUUCAUCGUCAAGUACGAGCUGCCCGAGGUGAUCCGAGCCUUCCUGCGGUUAGAGGAAAGCUCCGGCGAAUGGUACCUGAACGGCAACUACCUGGUGGUGUUUGUGUCGAUCGGGAUCAUCCUGCCUUUGUCCAUGCUCAAAAAUCUGGGCUACCUGGGCUACACCAGUGGUUUUUCCCUGUCCUGCAUGGUCUUUUUCCUCAGCGUGAUGAUUUACAAGAAAACCCAGCUUCCCUGCCCUCUGCCGUUCUUCUACGGCCACGCGUCCAACCUGAGCGCCAACGCCUCGGACAUGGCGGCGCUGCACGCCCUGCGCGCCAACGCCACGCAGAUGGACUUCUCCCGGGCCGACGCGUCGGCCGCCGCCGUCGCCGGGGGCAGCGACGCGCACCACGCCACGGGCGUCCACUUCGAGCCCCACCCGGACGACGAGGAGAUGUGCACGCCCAAGUACUUCGUCUUCAACUCGCAGACAGCAUACACCGUGCCCAUCCUGGCCUUUGCCUUUGUCUGCCACCCUGAGGUGCUGCCCAUCUACAGUGAGCUGAAAGACCGCAGCCGGAAGAAGAUGCAGAAUGUGUCCAACCUGUCCAUCCUGGCCAUGCUGGUCAUGUACAUGCUGUCGGCGCUGUUCGGCUACCUGACCUUUUACGACAACGUGGAGGCCGAGCUGCUCCACACCUUCACCAAGGUCUACAAGUUCGACACCAUGCUGCUGCUGGUGCGCCUGGCCGUGCUGACCGCCGUGACGCUGACCGUCCCCAUCGUGCUCUUCCCCGCAACCAUCUUCCUGGUGGUGGGGGUCGUUUUCAUGAUCGGCAGCUUGUCGAUGAUCGUCCUCGACUGGAUCCACAACCCCCCGGGCUCCGGCGGCGGCCAUUAA